Vanrija pseudolonga is the source of this 1002-nucleotide messenger RNA. RefSeq lists its product as uncharacterized. The record is from RefSeq and is a predicted model, not a curated record. The coding region runs from base 1 to 1002 and encodes 333 amino acids. Lineage: Eukaryota; Fungi; Basidiomycota; Tremellomycetes; Trichosporonales; Trichosporonaceae. The transcript has 2 exons.
AUGCCCCCCUCCGUCAUCCCCCUCGCGGCGCCACGGCGGCCGCCAGCCAACCUGGCCGACCUGGCCUCCUUCGGCGUCGAACAUGCCCAAGCACCGCUUCCUGCGCCCCUCGCGCCGCCGGACUCGGACAGCGAAGGCGAGACCCCGCCCGUUGUGGUCGCCGCCAGACAGCGGCGCGACGUCGUGCUCCUCAUCGCGCUGGUCAUCGCCGUGCCUAGUGUCUUCUUGCUCGUCCUUGCCGCCGGCUUGAUCUACCACUACGCCUCCCCCCGCCCCCGUACGAAACCCGCCCGCCCGCCCAAGGCGCACGCAUCAGGCAGCGACACCGACUUCUCCGACGUCGACCUGGGCGCCGACCCGCCGCCGUACGACGGCAGCCUCAAGCCCCCCGCGAAUGCCAACGCGGCCGAGAAGACGCGCGCGCCGCCCAAGCGCGUGUGGUAUGAGAAGCCUGGCGUGGUGCCGUAUGGCGCUGCUGUGACGGUGUUUCCCGUGUCGCUCGACGCCGCCACCUUGAGCGACGAGAAGGAGUGGGAGAAGUCCAAGGCGAAGGAGAAGGAGGCGGAAGCGGAUGCCGUGGCCGAAGCCCACAAGCCCGACAGCCCUGCCUCCCCACCCCGCCACCUCUCCUCGCCGCUCACACUCCCGCCCACCCUCCCCGCCUCCCCAGCGUACACCUUCCGCCCCGACCCGCCAAGCGAAGCGCUCGAAGCGCACGAGCCCCCCCAGCCGCCGUGCGCAUGCACCGAGCCGACGUGCCCCGGCGGAGCGCUGGCGUUCGCCUCCGGGCCGCGCAGGCGGCACCCGCAUGCCGCCGACGCGGACGAGUGGUCCGACUCGAGCUCGGGCGACGAGGUGAAGACGGUCGUUGUCAAGGGACCCGCGCGUACCCCGUCCUGCGCGUGCGACGAGCCAUCCUGCCCCGGCGGGGAGAUCGCUGCCGCUGGUCUCCGCCGCCGCCGCCGGCUUGGGCGCCCGUGGUGGCGCCGUGUGUUUGACUAG